AGAAAACUCUUUCCAAUUGAAUUUGAGAUGAUGUAGAGAGAAAAAAAUAUGCGCCUGAACUCUCCCCAUCUAUUCAAAGAUGAAAGAUUUUCUAUAUUUUGUAUGGAUCAAAUUAGUAAGAGAGACGGCCCAUUACUAAAACCUAACCUUGAGCCUCCUUGCAUAUCUGAAGUCUGAACAUCGAAAGGGACGCUUUAUUCGUUGUUGGAUGUUGGUGGAUCUGGAUGCUAUUCCUUGAUUCUUAUUUCUUAUCCACUUGGAGGAUCUGAGGAUGGGGUUCUCGUUGGUGGAUUCAUUGGGUUCUCAAGUUUUGGUGAGAAAUUAUCAUCCAGGGAGGUCAAAGUUUCAAUCCUUUAGUGAAAGAGGAACGCAUACAAUCAAUUUCAAGUUAUCAGAGGUUCGGUCUCCUUCAGCAAGAAUUUUGUUCAGUAAGCGUGAAGCAAUUGAAUUUGAGGAGAGAACGAGCCCAGAUGAGGUCAGACAAGAGAUAGAACGGUGCUAUGAACUGAUUCGAAGACUUGGGAGGGGAGUUGUUUAUUUGGGUUCAUCAAGGAUGGGACCUGGUCAUUCGCAUUACAAGCAAGCAGUGGAGUUGGGCAGAGAGAUUGCGAACCUUUUGGAUUGCACUUCAUGGUCAGGGGCUGGUCCCGGGCUAAUGGACGCUGCUACUAAAGGUGCUUUACAGGCAGGAAAACCAGUUGGUGGAUUUAAGAUAGGUAGGGAAGCUGGCGAAUGGACAGCCUCAAACUUUCAUCCUUAUCUGCCUUCAGAAACGUAUCUGACUUGCAGGUUUUUUUCUGCGAGGAAGCAUGGGUUGGUGGAUGCUGCAGUCAGGAGCACCAGCUCUAUUAGAACUGCUGUUGUUGCUCUCCCUGGAGGUAUUGGUACUCUGGAUGAGGUGUUUGAGAUAUUAUCGCUGAUUCAACUGGAACGGAUAGGGUCAGAGCUUCCGGUUCCCUUCCUUCUAAUGAACUAUGAUUCAUUCUAUUCAAAGUUAUUGGACUUCCUUGAUAAUUGUGAGGAUUGGGGUACCGUGUCCAAAGGAGAGGUUGCAUCCCUAUGGAAUGUUUGCAACAGUAAUUCAGAGGCUUUGGCUUAUUUGGCGGACUUUUAUAAUCUCCCUCUUAGCGAUGAAGGCUGGCUUGCUCAAAGUCUUCGCGGGACAGUCCCUUCAUAGUCUCCAGUGGAUGAUGAGCCAAUUGUUAUUAGAUUUGUUUCAACGUUCAAUGACAUCAAAAAUGCUUUACUUUGAGUCCUAGAUCUUUGAGUCCUAGAUCAUUCAAAGGUCCACCAGGGUAUUCCUUCCGGGUUUACUGUCAUCGAAUCCUCCAGACUUUUGGAGAAAUAAGAAAGAGAAACAGGUAUUUCCCUGCAA
This is a messenger RNA of Carya illinoinensis, 1375 nucleotides long. RefSeq names its product probable cytokinin riboside 5'-monophosphate phosphoribohydrolase LOGL10. The coding region runs from base 272 to 1177 and encodes 301 amino acids. NCBI's taxonomy places the organism in Eukaryota, Viridiplantae, Streptophyta, Magnoliopsida, Fagales, Juglandaceae. The record is from RefSeq and is a predicted model, not a curated record. The transcript has 5 exons.